AACCUAAAACCCCAAAAAUCAUCUUUCAGUAUUCAGCCAAACACACAGAGAGAGAAAAAUGUCAGAGAUAGAGAAGCAGAAGGAGAAAGUAGUAGCAGAAGCAACAGUGCAAAUCGAUCAAGAGGGUCUUCCCAAAACUAUUGUACGCAGGGUUGUGAAGGAAAAGCUUUCUCAGCUAUCUACCGAUACUGAUAUCUCACUUCUUCGUGACUCGCUCCUUGCUUUCUCUGAAAGUGCUCGACUUUUCAUCCAUUACCUCUCCGCAACUGCUAAUGACAUAUGCAAGGAGUCUAAGAGGCAAACGAUAAAUGCAGAAGAUGUGUUCAAGGCCCUUGAAGAGAUUGAGUUUCCAGAGCUCAUUGAGCCUCUCAAAGCUUCUCUCGAGGGAUUCAGAGAGAAGAACUCUAAAAGGAAGUCAGCGUCAUCAAAGUCCCCAGAAUCUAACAAAAAGGCUAAGCUGAAAGAACCUGUGGAAAAUGGGAAGGGUAAGAUGAAAGAACAACCCUCGGGUAACGAAAAUGAAGAUGCACAAGCUGGAGAGGAAGUAAAUGAAGUUGAGGAUAGUGUUGAUGAUUAACAAGAUUAUUGUUUGCGCUUGCCUUCGUCGUUAGACAUGUUAUUCAUGCCUUUGAUAUUAACCCCUCAGAAAAAUGUAAUCUUAUCUUGGAUGCAAAGUUAACAAACAGUUUGUAGAGUUUUAUUCUGGAGUAAAAUGAAGUUCUUUGGGAAUUUGUUGUUCUUUUUGUC
Molecule: messenger RNA, 747 nt
Organism: Solanum verrucosum
Lineage: Eukaryota; Viridiplantae; Streptophyta; Magnoliopsida; Solanales; Solanaceae
Exons: 3
Coding region: 59-577 (172 amino acids)
Biological process (GO): leading strand elongation; heterochromatin formation; DNA damage response
Cellular component (GO): epsilon DNA polymerase complex; CHRAC
Molecular function (GO): protein heterodimerization activity; chromatin DNA binding
Source: RefSeq, a predicted model, not a curated record